Molecule: messenger RNA, 851 nt
Organism: Plasmodium gonderi
Lineage: Eukaryota; Apicomplexa; Aconoidasida; Haemosporida; Plasmodiidae
Product: variable surface protein
Exons: 2
Source: RefSeq, a predicted model, not a curated record
AUGGAUAAGAGUGACGAAUUUGAUUUUUCAGGAAUAUAUCCCCAAAGUAAAAAUUUAUAUGACACUUUUGUUUGGGGACGCAUGGGUGGAAAGUUGCUUAAUGAUUAUUCACCUGUGUGCAGUGAUUUCUAUACUAGAAUAGAUGCAUAUAGUAGUUAUCUUUUUCAAAGAUCUUGUGUACCACUUGGAUUCUAUUUAGAUGCUUUAAAUAAAAAUAAAGCUAGUAAUUCAUAUUAUGAUGUAAAACCUAGAUGUUAUUAUUUCUUUUACAAGCUAAAUGAACUAGUUAAAAGAUACGGAGGUAAUUGUGGAACACCAAGAAAUUGUUACAAAAAAAUGAGGGACAAGAAAUCAGGAACGAAACGAAUAAAUGUACCUACUAUAUGUGAACAAUUUGUUAAUAAUAUUGAAGGGAUUAGUGAUGAUAUAUUCAAUAAAAUAUAUAAUAUAGAACAACUAUAUAUAUAUUUGGAAAAAUUAAAAAAUAUUCCAGAUCCAUCUAAGUAUUAUAAUUGUGGUCAUGGAAAGAAUUAUGUUAGAAUAUGCAAUGAAAUGUUAGAAAAAUUUACACAUAAUAAAAACAAGAGUUUCGAUAAAUUAUUGAAAGAAUUUAAUCAUUCUUAUGAUAGAUAUAAGAAAAUAUUCACUGAAUGUGAUGGUACACGUAAACGUAAUCCUCCCCCACCGAAGCCAAUAUCUGUGACAGUGGCACAACCAACAGUAGAAACAUUGAGAAUGACUGCGACAGAGAUGCAGACAAGGAUAGAACAGGACCCAGGGACGGGGAUAGGGACAGGAAUUUUUGUCUCAACUUUUGUAUCCUUAAUAAUUAUAUUCAUUUUUUAUAAGGU